This is a messenger RNA of Coccidioides posadasii C735 delta SOWgp, 1271 nucleotides long. RefSeq lists its product as uncharacterized. The record is from RefSeq and is a predicted model, not a curated record. Gene Ontology annotation, molecular function: GTP binding; GTPase activity. Gene Ontology annotation, biological process: regulation of vacuole fusion, non-autophagic. Gene Ontology annotation, cellular component: fungal-type vacuole membrane; late endosome; vacuole. Lineage: Eukaryota; Fungi; Ascomycota; Eurotiomycetes; Onygenales; Onygenaceae.
ACCAACCACCUUUGCAGUCGCAAGUGGCUCCUCUUUUAUUGCCUGAACUAUCAUAUUUCCACCUGAACACUAUAUGUUGCUAUAUUGUAUUGCGGUCCACCUUUCUUGACCUGUAUCUCCAGAACAUCGGUGUCCAUAAAACGAUUCCCGUCCCCAAGCCGCCCACCAGAGUGGCAGUCAAACCUCAUUCUCGUCCACUCAUACUUUCAUUACAGUCAUGGCAACGCGGAAGAAGGUCCUUCUGAAGGUGAUCAUCCUCGGAGAUAGCGGUGUCGGCAAAACUAGUCUUAUGAACCAAUAUGUAAACAAGAAAUAUAGUGCUAGUUACAAAGCUACCAUCGGCGCGGACUACCUGACGAAGGAAGUUCUAGUUGACGAUCGAUUGGUAACUAUGCAGCUUUGGGACACUGCCGGACAAGAAAGAUUCCAGUCACUAGGUGUCGCCUUUUAUCGAGGAGCAGAUUGCUGCGUGUUGGUAUACGAUGUCAACAAUUCCAAGAGUUUCGAGAACCUUGAUAGUUGGCGGGAUGAGUUUCUUAUCCAGGCUUGUCCCAGGGACCCUGAGAGCUUCCCAUUCGUUGUGCUUGGAAACAAAGUCGAUGUUGACGAGUCCAAACGGAUGAUAUCCACCAAACGAGCGUCAACGUAUUGUCAAUCUAAGGGAAACAUUCCAUAUUUCGAGACGAGCGCCAAAGAAGCUAUUAAUGUAGAGCAAGCAUUCGAAGUUAUUGCAAAGGUUGCUCUUACGCAAGAGGAAUCAGAAGAAUUCAAUGGCGAUUUCACGGACCCGAUCAACAUCCAUCUCGACAACGACCGCGAUACCUGCGCAUGUUAACAAUGCCUCGUCAUUUCCUGGUUCGCAACCAGCAACAAGUGGCCCCCUGGAAAUAAUGUCUGGUACUUGAUGCUUCCUAUGGGGGCCACACAUUACUGAUGGUCAAUGUGUCAGAUAAAAAAUACAUUGACGUUUGAUUAACAUCAUUCCGCUUCAUGGGCUGGGGUUCGUUCGGCGUUGUUUCCGUGGUUUCUUUACCUGGAUAUGGAUUAUGGCACUCCUUGUAUCAUUUGGACUUCUUGCUAGCCAUACUUUCCUACAAUAUUUUGACUCUCAAGGCGCGUUUCAUUCUUGCCCUGUUGGCUGCAGGACAAAGGGUCGGACACAUUCGAAAUAAUCAGAAGUAUAGCACUCUUUUCGUCCGAUAUGGGUGUUAGUAGCAUUUUAUUGUCAACAGUAAUUGAUCAAUCGAAUGAUAAGGCAUGGCUUCGGUUUC